AUGGACCGCACCGCCUGGCUCGAUGGACUGCGCGGUAUUGCCGCCGCAAUCGUGGCGCUGGACCACUACUUCAUGGGUGGUGUUUUGGACGUCGCCUUCCGGUCAUACUGGGCUGAGCCGCGCGAAGAAAACUCGCGCGUUAUCCAGCUCUUCCCGCUGCGGAUAUUCUUCGCCGCGCAUGCGAUGGUGCCACUGUUCUUCGUGAUAUCAGGUUUCGCGCUGUCCAUCAACCUGAUCCGAGCCAGAGAUGGCGCCAAUACGACAAAUCAUGGGAGCGAAUUCGCUCGUCGGUUGGCAUCUGCCGCAACCCGGAGACCCUUUCGCAUCUAUCUUCCCGUGUUUGUCAUCGCGGUUAUAUCCCAGGUGCUAUACUUUUGCAACCUGUAUAGCUGGUCAUUCGGCGACGAUGUGGUAUGGGGCAGACGUCCGUGGACAGCGCCCAUGUUCCAUCUGCAGUAUCUCAUGCGAUACGUGUUGGACAUCACAAACUGCAUUCAGUUCCAUGAAAACCCCGGGUUGAAUGGGCAGCUUUGGACGAUGCCGUUUGAAAUCCGCGGGUCUUUCAUCAUUUACCUCACGGUCCUGGCCCUGGCAUUCUGGAAGCCGAGUUUCCGGUGCGGAGCCCUCGUCGUCAUGAUGGUGUACUUUUUCUACUACGGCCUAUGGGAUAUAUUCGGCUUCCUGGCUGGAUUGUACCUCGCCGAGAUCGUCAUUACGCCCGGUGAAGUAGAGACAGAUAAAGAGUGGGAAUUGCCAUUCCGUCUUUCCACGACAUGGGGGCCAAAGCUCAAUUCCAUCAACUUCAGCAGAGUCUGGACGAUAUUCUGUUUCAUAUUCGGCCUCUACCUGGUCUGUCUCAGCGACGACGGCUAUCUUCCCCCAGGCUACCAGUUCCUCAAACACUUCCAGUCCUCCCGCUGGGACGACGACUGGGCCGUGCUGAGCAAAUCCUGGAAAUGCAUGGGGUCGUUCAUGCUCGUCUACGCGAUCAGCAAGUCGGCGCUUCUUCAGCGGCCGCUGACCUCCGACGUUGUGCAGUACCUGGGGAAAAUCUCCUUCUCCUUGUAUCUGGUCCACCAGACCGUGUACCAUCUCGGGCGAGACCCGAUGCUCAAACUCUUCUGGCUAGUGCUCAGGGGGGAAGCGUACCCGGACACUGAGACGGCGAAAGAGCAUAUCGUGGCGUUUGGGAUUUCGUGGCUCGGUACGUUUCUUGCUAUGGCGGUCAUCGUGGUUUAUCUCGCCGACGUUUAUACCCGGUAUGUGGAUGUGAAAUGCGUCCAGUUGGCCAGGAGGAUUGAAAAGUGGGUUACUCGUUGA
Aspergillus terreus NIH2624 is the source of this 1320-nucleotide messenger RNA. Its product is annotated as acyltransferase family protein. Lineage: Eukaryota; Fungi; Ascomycota; Eurotiomycetes; Eurotiales; Aspergillaceae. Gene Ontology annotation, biological process: polysaccharide biosynthetic process. The transcript has a single exon. Gene Ontology annotation, molecular function: acyltransferase activity, transferring groups other than amino-acyl groups. Gene Ontology annotation, cellular component: membrane. The coding region runs from base 1 to 1320 and encodes 439 amino acids. The record is from RefSeq and is a predicted model, not a curated record.